Messenger RNA from Antrostomus carolinensis (chuck-will's-widow), 1772 nucleotides. RefSeq names its product tyrosylprotein sulfotransferase 1 (gene TPST1). The record is from RefSeq and is a predicted model, not a curated record. NCBI's taxonomy places the organism in Eukaryota, Metazoa, Chordata, Aves, Caprimulgiformes, Caprimulgidae. Gene Ontology annotation, biological process: peptidyl-tyrosine sulfation. Gene Ontology annotation, cellular component: Golgi apparatus. The coding region runs from base 95 to 1207 and encodes 370 amino acids. The transcript is spliced from 5 exons. Gene Ontology annotation, molecular function: protein-tyrosine sulfotransferase activity.
UUUAUUUUGGAUUAGGAUUCCCAUGGCAUGUGAACUAGAAGAUAAUUUGAAAUAGAAGGUCUCUCUUUAUUUUGAAGUGACAGUCUUUAUCAAAAUGGUUGGAAAACUCAAACAGAACUUGCUAUUGGCAUGUCUGGUGAUCAGCUCAGUGACAGUGUUUUAUUUGGGCCAACACGCUAUGGAGUGUCACCAUCGAAUAGAAGAACGCAGCCAGCCUGUGAGGAUGGACAGUGUGAGAAGCACAAUAAGAACUGCUUCAGAUGUAAACGCAAACAAAACCUUUGCUUACAACAAAGACAUGCCUUUAAUAUUUAUUGGAGGAGUACCUCGAAGUGGCACUACCUUAAUGCGUGCCAUGCUUGAUGCCCAUCCGGAUAUUCGAUGCGGGGAGGAGACAAGGGUGAUCCCGCGAAUUCUGGCAGUUAAGCAGAUGUGGGCGAGAUCAAGCAAAGAGAAGAUCCGACUGGAUGAAGCUGGAGUCACAGAUGAGGUUCUGGACUCAGCCAUGCAAGCAUUUUUAUUGGAAAUCAUUGUGAAACAUGGAGAGCCUGCUCCAUAUUUGUGUAACAAAGAUCCUUUUGCUUUAAAAUCCUUAACUUAUCUUGCUAGAAUUUUCCCCAAUGCCAAAUUUCUUCUAAUGGUACGGGAUGGUCGUGCAUCUGUGCAUUCCAUGAUAUCUAGAAAAGUCACAAUAGCUGGGUUUGACCUUAACAGCUACAGGGACUGCUUGACCAAGUGGAAUCGUGCUAUAGAAACUAUGUAUAACCAGUGUAUGGAGGUUGGUUUUGAAAGAUGUAUGCUGGUACAUUACGAACAACUUGUAUUGCAUCCUGAAAGAUGGAUGAGAACUCUCUUAAAGUUUCUUCGCAUCCCAUGGAACCAAGCAGUGCUGCACCAUGAAGAAAUGAUUGGCAAAGCAGGGGGUGUUUCUCUUUCAAAAGUUGAAAGAUCUACUGACCAAGUAAUCAAGCCAGUCAAUGUGGAAGCAUUGUCAAAGUGGGUUGGGAAGAUACCUGCUGAUGUCCUGCAAGAUAUGCCAGUGAUUGCACCCAUGCUAGCAAAACUGGGCUAUGAUCCCUAUGCCAAUCCACCAAAUUAUGGAAAGCCAGAUCAAAAAGUUGUGGAAAACACAAGGAGGGUCUAUAAAGGUGAAUUUCAGCUUCCUGACUUUCUUAAAGACGUGCCACAGACUGAACCUAUGGAAUAGAAGAUACAAUGGAUAUUUCUUGCACAGAAGAUUGCUGCCUUUUCAAUGGAACUGAUCUCACACGGACUGUCCCACUGCCAUCAGUGAGGUGUACUGCUCAUGGCUUGCUUUUUUCAGAAUUUUCUCCCCCGUUUCUUUCAUAUUCUUUUUGAUCAAAAUUUUGCUGUUGUGAGCGCGUGAAAACCUGUUUAAAAACAAAAAAAAAAUCACCGAUGUUAAUGUAGAACUGUAUUCCAUUCGCACAACUAUUUUUUUAAGGUUUUAAAAAAUGCAAAGCAAUUCCUGUCUCCAAAAUCACUGUUCUGUCUUAAUUCCAAAACUCCAUCUUCAAAGAUUUUUUUUGUUUUUUGUCCUGUAGCAGGUUGGUUUUAAAUGUAUGAAGUUUUCAAGAGUGGUCUGUGCUUGUCCUAAAAGAUUUUUUUUUUUUUUGGUGGAACAGUUGUUUGUUUUCUUCACAUGUGGAAAUUGUUAAAUAACUUUUAUUUAAAAAGUUGGUAAUUUACAUGUACAAUUACAAUUCAAUGAUCUUUUUGUAUUUUAUUUUUCAAAAUAAAUGCUUUAAAUG